Molecule: messenger RNA, 1880 nt
Organism: Python bivittatus (Burmese python)
Lineage: Eukaryota; Metazoa; Chordata; Lepidosauria; Squamata; Pythonidae
Gene: C1QTNF2
Product: C1q and TNF related 2
Molecular function (GO): protein binding
Source: RefSeq, a predicted model, not a curated record
AAAAAACAAGCUGCUGGAAGAAACUGGGAUGCAAAUACAAGGCACCCACUUCAACAAACUUCAUUUGAGAAGGCAAGCUUUCCAGACGCUUCAUUUAAAGUAAGUGCUUUGUGACAGUAACUCCCAAUUCUAACAAAAGUGGACAACAAAGUCCGGCUGUGGAACAUCUGUUUAAGAUUCAGCAAAUUUCCGACUGGAUGUCAGGCGCUGCUUGAAGAAAGUGGUGCUCGUAUCACCAUGAUCUUCCUUGUUCUGGUUGUCUGGAUUACUCCCUGUAUGGCUAAUCAAUUUCUCAGUAGCUUUGUAAAAGCAGAACUCCAGAAAAGUUCCAAGCAAGUGAUCUGCAGUCUCCCAGGACCACCAGGACCUCCAGGUGCUCCCGGAGCUCCGGGUGCUCCUGGGAAUAUAGGAAGGAUGGGUUUCCCAGGAACAGAUGGACAGGAUGGAAAAGAUGGAGAGAAAGGAGAGCCAGGGGAAGAAGGUACCCAAGGCAGGACAGGAAAUCCAGGCCAACCAGGACCAAAAGGGAAACCAGGAGCCAUUGGCAAAGCUGGUCUCCGUGGUCUAAAAGGCACCAAGGGAAACCCUGGAAAAAGUGGAGGGUCUGGAAAGAAAGGGCCCAGAGGAGCCCGUGGAGACUCUGGGAUGUCUGGCCCUUGCAACUGCAGGGCCAAGAAAGCCAAGGCAGCUUUCUCUGUUGCCGUGACCAAAAGUUACCCAAAAGAGAGGUUGCCAAUCAAAUUUGACAGGAUCCUCAUGAAUGAAGGUGGAAAUUACAACGCUUCCAGUGGGAAAUUUAUAUGCAGCAUCCCCGGCAUCUAUUAUUUCACUUACGAUAUCACGCUGGCCAAUAAACACUUGGCUAUUGGGCUGGUGUACAAUGGUCAGUACAGAAUAAAAACAUUUGAUGCCAACACCGGGAACCAUGACGUUGCUUCUGGAUCGACAAUCCUUUCCCUGAAGCAGAAGGAUGAGGUCUGGCUGCAGAUAUUUUACUCAGAACAGAAUGGGCUGUUCUAUGAUCCCUACUGGACAGAUAGCCUCUUCACUGGCUUUCUGAUAUACGCUGAUCAGGAUGAUCUCAAUGAAAUAUAGGGGAGACUGCCAACCCCAACAAACCUAAUGGGAGACGAGAGCAUGAAAAAUUAUGUUGAUCUGUGCAAAGUCCUUCAGCUGCAAAAGCAGACCUAAGUGGACAGUGGCCCAAAGCUCCUGCAAUAUUUAUAUAAUUAGUCUAAACCUUUGGGUUUCUUUGUCUCAGAUAGUGCAGAUGGUUAAAGAAUCAUUCUUUUCCACAGACAUAUAUUCACAAAUGAUUUAUAAAAGAGAGGGAAGGGAAGAAAUUUUUUUUAUUGAAGUAUAUGAUUCCAUUAUUUGAAAGGGAAGUCUUGUGCGGUCCUCAAUAUACAUAUUGCUAUGAUUACUAUCAGUGUCCUUUUCUGCAAAACACAAAACAAAGAAUUGUUACCCUAUACCAACCAACACUGAUGUUCCUUCUUUAGAGCAGAAAGAGAUGCCUACGUUGCGCUGUAAAUGAUAGUCAGCUAUUACUUAAAGUAAAACUGAAUUUAUCUGCCUAGUUUCUGAUUGCCUGCAUGGAAGGACAAUUGCCUCUGAGAGUUUCAGGAAUGUCCUUUUCAACAAUGCUAUCUUUAAUCAGGGAAGCCAGAGAUGUCUCUGGAAAUCUUCUGCUGUAAAGCAUGUGCUCCAUUGCUAGAACUAUGUGGUCUCUCCCCUAAAAUCAGAACACCACUACAUAAAAUUCCUCUUGAUCACUGUGCAUGUCCUUAAUAACAUCAAAAGGAUCUGAUGUGCUAAAAAAAUGUAGUGUUACUUUUUUUUUUUAAUUCAUUCAAUCAUGUCCAAUUCUCAGAGACUGC